This is a messenger RNA of Paramecium octaurelia, 510 nucleotides long. The record is from the annotation of a GenBank genome assembly. Lineage: Eukaryota; Ciliophora; Oligohymenophorea; Peniculida; Parameciidae.
AUGAAGAAACUGAGAAAUAAUAAGUCUUUAUAUUGCAGUGCUUUCGUUAUAGCAAUUAAUGAUCCAUUAAAAAAAACUGAUAUUAUGAAAUUGUCAGAAAAUGAAAUAUAAUUAGCAAAAUGGAUUAAGCUUACUUAUUUUGAUGAUCCUGUUUACAAAAUAAAAAAGAGUUAACAUUAUUUUGGGCCUAGGUUUGUAGCAAAAUAUUUCAAGUCAGCAGAAACUGCAGCUUUGGAUGUUGGUUUUGAUGAAAUGCUAUAUGGGUUCACCUUUUUCAUGACAAUUGCCUUUUUAAUUUUAAUACAGAAACACUAAAAAGUGUUGGAACAUGCUCAUUUUGCAAAGUUCACUUUCACAGGACCAAUAAAGUAUGCUCUAGAGUAUGGAGCCAUUAUGGCUUACAAGAAGGAGAGAAUUAGUCUGUUUGAAAAAUGGCAAUGGCCAAUUUCCAUUUACUUAAUUCCUUUAAUAAUAUUGAUGAUAAUUAUAAUUUGGUUUAUAUUUUUAUGA